GAUAAAACUGGUAUAAAAUUUGGCUUUUCUGACUGUCAAAAAUAUUGUUGUUAACUGCUGCUGCAAGUCAUCAUCAAGAUUCUUUAUUCAUUAUUUUAAAAGUCACGGAAAUAAUGGCUGAAGUUGAACUAUUCGUAGCGGAAAAGGAUGAGGCUGACGUCCGGCCUAUGAAAGACACGGCUCUGGAUGAGUUGGAUAUGGAGGAUUUAUACACAAAAUAUAAGAAAUUACAAAAAAUGCUGGAGUUCUUGGAAGUUCAAGAGGAGUACAUCAAGGACGAGCAGCGCAAUCUUAAGAAGGAAUACCUUCACGCUCAGGAAGAGGUAAAGCGUAUUCAGUCGGUUCCGUUGGUCAUUGGCCAAUUCUUGGAGGCGGUUGAUCAAAACAACGGCAUUGUCGGCUCGACAACCGGGUCGAACUACUUUGUUCGAAUUUUGUCUACUAUUGAUCGAGAACUGUUGAAACCUUCUGCUAGUGUGGCACUGCACAAGCACAGCAAUGCCCUUGUGGAUGUGCUGCCGCCGGAAGCUGACAGUUCAAUUUCUAUGCUGCAAGCUGACGAGAAACCGGAAGUUCAGUAUUCGGACAUAGGAGGUAUGGACAUGCAGAAACAAGAAAUUCGAGAGGCCGUUGAACUGCCGCUGACCCACUUUGAGUUGUACAAGCAAAUCGGUAUCGAUCCCCCGAGGGGUGUUCUUAUGUACGGACCACCAGGUUGCGGAAAAACUAUGCUGGCUAAGGCUGUGGCGCAUCAUACAACAGCAGCUUUUAUAAGAGUUGUCGGUUCCGAGUUCGUUCAGAAAUAUCUUGGCGAAGGACCUCGUAUGGUGCGCGAUGUAUUCCGUUUGGCGAAAGAGAACUCUCCGGCUAUCAUUUUUAUUGAUGAAAUCGAUGCCAUUGCCACCAAGAGAUUUGAUGCCCAAACGGGCGCUGAUAGGGAAGUACAACGUAUCCUGCUGGAGCUAUUGAACCAAAUGGACGGUUUUGAUCAAACUACAAACGUCAAGGUCAUAAUGGCUACUAAUCGUGCUGAUACCCUGGACCCCGCUCUGUUGCGUCCUGGGCGUUUGGACAGAAAAAUCGAAUUUCCUCUACCGGAUCGUCGUCAAAAACGAUUGAUUUUCUCUACCAUCACUGCAAAGAUGAACCUAUCCGAGGACGUUGAUUUGGAAGACUACGUUGCUCGACCUGACAAAAUAUCUGGUGCUGACAUAAAUGCUAUUUGUCAGGAAGCUGGCAUGCAUGCUGUGCGCGAAAAUAGAUACAUCGUGUUGGCUAAAGAUUUCGAGAAGGGUUAUAAGAAUAACAUAAAGAAGGAUGAAACUGAACACGAGUUCUACAAGUAACUUUCUCGGUGUUUUGAAGUAACUUAAUCAUUACAAACAAUUGGAAUUUCUAUGCA
This is a messenger RNA of Aedes albopictus (Asian tiger mosquito), 1402 nucleotides long. It is a transcript of the gene Rpt3, whose product is annotated as 26S proteasome regulatory subunit 6B. The coding region runs from base 114 to 1346 and encodes 410 amino acids. The record is from RefSeq and is a predicted model, not a curated record. Gene Ontology annotation, cellular component: proteasome regulatory particle, base subcomplex. Lineage: Eukaryota; Metazoa; Arthropoda; Insecta; Diptera; Culicidae. The transcript is spliced from 5 exons. Gene Ontology annotation, molecular function: ATP hydrolysis activity; proteasome-activating activity; ATP binding. Gene Ontology annotation, biological process: proteasome-mediated ubiquitin-dependent protein catabolic process.